Messenger RNA from Notechis scutatus (mainland tiger snake), 6632 nucleotides. The record is from RefSeq and is a predicted model, not a curated record. NCBI's taxonomy places the organism in Eukaryota, Metazoa, Chordata, Lepidosauria, Squamata, Elapidae.
UUCCUGUUCUUCCAAAUGGAGUUUAAGUUUCCACGAGGUAGAAAUGGGGAAGCACCUAGUUGCAGCUCGAGGCCCGGCCACCGAUUUCACCGCCCGCCCAGGGACGCCCUUCCGAGGCUGAUUGAUUUCCACGCACCCACCCCUUCCUCCUCGCUUCCGAAAGGCAGAGCCUGGGCCAAGGGAGUCCGGCGUCCCCUGGAAGAGAAAGGCGAGCGCGACCCCAACGGGCCAAACCCACGAGAGCCUGGAGGCGGGGACCAAAGCCUUCCCCUCCCCGUUUCCUCAGUCCCUUCCCGGCUGGGAAAGAAAAGGACGGCGGACCCGCCUCUCUCCAUCUUCGCCGGGCAGGAAGGGAAGGAAGGGGUAGCUGCUCUCCCACUCCGCUUCCGCUCUUCGUCACGUGGGAGGCACCCCCAGCUACGGAAGCCAACGAGGCUCAAUCCCGAAGGGGUUAGAUUUCGCCCCCCUCCCUCCCGGCAUCUGGAUUACGCCGAGGGAAAGGAAGGCGAGGAAGCGCCGCUACGGGUGCCGGCGAGGCCUCGGGGGUCUCUGCCAGGCGAGGAGAGAACGUGGAUGCCCCCGCCUCCUUUCGGCGUCCGAGAGCGGCCGUCGAAAAGAGGCGACCCCGUCGGCCCCGCGAGCGCCGCUCGGCGCGCCAUGGCCGGCCGCUCGAGGAACCCGCCGCUUCAGCAGCCGCCCGGCGAUACAAUCACUUCCGGUUUCUCUUCCCCCAACCCCCCAGCAGCAGCGGCAGCUCAGGAGGUCAGACCUGCCACGGAUGGUAGCAGCAGCUCUUCCUCCUCCUCUUCCUCCUCCUCUUCUACCACCAAGAAGAGAAAGUUGAACAGCAGCAGCAACAGCGGCGAGAGAGAAGACAUCGUCGACUCCAUCUCCUCCUCCUGUUCGUCCCUCCUGUCUCGAAACAGCGGUCCUUCCUUGCCCGGUCUCCUUAUCACCGCCUCCACGGCCUCCUGUUCUUCCUCCUCCUCCUCUUCCUCAGGGCUUGCUUCUUCCAACCACCACCUGCAGAAGAAGCUGCGUUUCGAGGACUCCUUGGAUUUUAUCGGACUGGAUGUGAAGAUGGCCGAAGAGUCGUCCUCUUCCUCGUCCGCCUCGUCGCCGGCUGCGUCUUCGCAGCACCAGCAGCACCAGCAGCUCAAAAACAAAAGCCUCUUAAUCUCCUCAGUAGCAGUGGGACACCACGCCAACGGCCUGACCAAAGCUGCCUCCUCCACUGUCUCCAGUUUUGCAAACAGCAAACCUGGGUCAGCCAAGAAGUUAGUGAUCAAGAACUUUAAAGACAAACCUAAACUGCCUGAAAAUUAUACGGAUGAAACCUGGCAAAAACUGAAAGAAGCUGUAGAAGCGAUUCAGAACAGUACUUCAAUUAAGUACAACUUAGAAGAACUUUACCAGGCUGUUGAAAAUCUUUGCUCCUACAAAAUUUCUGCAAAUUUGUACAAGCAAUUAAGGCAGAUUUGUGAAGACCAUAUCAAAGCACAGAUUCAUCAGUUCAGAGAGGAUUCGUUGGACAGUGUUCUUUUUCUUAAGAAAAUAGACAAAUGUUGGCAAGACCACUGCAGACAGAUGAUAAUGAUUAGGAGUAUCUUUUUGUUCCUGGAUCGAACUUACGUUCUCCAAAAUUCAAUGCUGCCAUCAAUUUGGGAUAUGGGGCUGGAAUUGUUUAGGACUCAUAUAAUUAGUGAUCAGAAAGUCCAGAACAAAACCAUUGAUGGCAUUCUUCUCUUGAUCGAGAGGGAAAGAAACGGAGAGGCUAUUGACAGGAGUCUACUCCGUAGCCUCCUAAGCAUGCUUUCAGACUUGCAAAUUUAUCAGGAUUCUUUUGAGCACAGAUUCUUGGAAGAAACAAACCGUCUCUAUGCUGCAGAAGGACAGCGGCUUAUGCAAGAAAGAGAGGUCCCUGAAUAUCUUCACCAUGUCAAUAAACGCUUGGAAGAAGAGGCAGACAGGAUUAUAACGUACCUGGAUCAAAGCACUCAGAAACCACUAAUCGCCACUGUAGAAAAACAGUUGCUAGGUGAACAUUUAACAUCCAUUCUGCAGAAAGGUUUAAAUCAUCUCCUGGAUGAAAAUAGAAUUCAAGAUUUGUCACUACUCUAUCAGUUGUUUAGUAGAGUCAAAAAUGGAGUGCAAUCUCUUUUGCAACAAUGGAUUGAAUACAUAAAGGCAUUUGGUAGCACCAUUGUCAUUAACCCAGAAAAGGACAAAACCAUGGUCCAGGAGCUGCUGGAUUUCAAGGAUAAAGUGGAUCACAUUAUCGACAUCUGCUUCUUGAAAAAUGAGAAGUUUGUCAACGCCAUGAAAGAAGCUUUUGAAACCUUCAUCAACAAAAGACCCAAUAAACCGGCUGAACUCAUAGCUAAAUACGUAGAUUCAAAACUUCGUGCAGGCAACAAAGAAGCUACCGAUGAGGAGCUUGAAAAAAUGCUGGAUAAAAUAAUGAUCAUAUUUAGAUUCAUCUAUGGAAAAGAUGUUUUUGAGGCCUUUUACAAAAAAGAUCUCGCCAAGCGACUCUUGGUAGGCAAAAGUGCAUCAGUAGAUGCUGAAAAAUCCAUGCUGUCAAAACUCAAACAUGAAUGUGGUGCUGCUUUCACCAGCAAACUUGAAGGAAUGUUUAAAGACAUGGAGCUCUCAAAAGAUAUUAUGAUACAGUUUAAGCAAUAUAUGCAAAAUCAGAAUGUACCUGGCAACAUUGAACUCACCGUGAAUAUUUUGACCAUGGGCUACUGGCCUACAUACGUGCCUAUGGAGGUCCAUCUACCAUCAGAGAUGGUGAAGCUGCAGGAAAUAUUUAAGACUUUUUACCUGGGAAAACACAGUGGCAGGAAACUUCAGUGGCAAUCCACAUUAGGACACUGUGUAUUGAAAGCUGAAUUUAAAGAGGGCAAGAAAGAGCUCCAGGUAUCUUUGUUCCAGACUUUAGUGCUACUUAUGUUUAACGAAGGUGAAGAAUUCAGUUUAGAAGAAAUAAAGCAAGCGACCGGAAUAGAGGAUGGAGAGCUAAGGAGAACCCUCCAGUCAUUAGCCUGUGGCAAGGCCCGAGUGCUGGCCAAAAGUCCCAAAGGGAAAGACGUAGAAGAUGGAGACAAAUUCACUUGCAAUGAUGACUUCAGGCAUAAACUCUUCCGGAUAAAAAUCAACCAGAUCCAGAUGAAAGAAACGGUAGAAGAACAAGCUAGCACUACAGAGAGAGUCUUUCAGGAUCGUCAGUACCAAAUUGACGCAGCAAUAGUGAGAAUCAUGAAAAUGCGCAAGACGCUUACCCACAAUCUGCUUGUCUCUGAAGUAUACAACCAGCUGAAAUUCCCAGUAAAGCCUGCUGACCUUAAGAAGAGAAUAGAAUCGUUAAUUGACAGAGACUACAUGGAAAGAGACAAGGAGAAUCCCAAUCAGUACAACUACAUUGCAUAAACACACAAUGAGCCUUUUUUUUUCCUUUUCUGCACACUGAUGUUCUUGGUUACUGAUGGAUAAACAAGCCUGUUGAUCCCAUUAAAUUAACCUUUUUUCUACUACCAAUGACUGAAUGAAAGCAACCUCUAAUGGGAUUGUGGGCAGGGGGGAAGAAAUAUAGUCAAGUGGUCUUUUUUUUUUCAGUGGCUUUACAUGCCCGUUUAAAAGAGUAGUAUUUACAUUUUUAUGAAGAAUGCUGUUGAACUCUUUGCAUGAUAUUUGGUAUGAACUGUGGAAGAUUGCAAGGAAGUAUCCGGUCUUUAUAAUUGCACCCCUUCCUUCAGGUUUAAAGGGACAGCCUCUCUUUAGCACAUCGCGCUCAUCCCAUUUUGAAAAGGAAAAAAAAAACUAAAAUGUGUAGCGUUUUUAUUAAGAAAACAAAACCCCCAAGUUACAACCUUUUUUUUUAAAAAAAAAAAAAGACGCUUAAACUGCAUGCAAAUGUCUAACCGCUAUAUGAAAUUAUUGGGUUUUGUUUAUUGGACAACAAAGCCUAUGUGGAUUGGCAAUCUUCAGAAUGAAAAGCUGCUCUCAUAUUUCCUAAACAUAACAAAAUUGUUCUGUAGGUGUUAGAAAGAAAAGCACGCCACUGGAUUUUCCCAAGGUUGAGAACAGGAACCUGUCUAAAAUGCGUGGAUAUGUGGUGCAAAUAUUACUGUGAAAAGCUUAAGGGAAUUAGGCUGCUGCUUACUUCCUUCAUCCUUAAGUGUAAGUACUUUUAAAAAAACAAAAACAAGUCAUGAUAUCAGAGUUCAUUGUGAAGGGGGGAGAAUUUUUAGAGGAUCAUUAUUUCAGAAACUCUUAAUGAAUGUCAGGGUGUAAUGUGAUAGCUGCACUGGAUGUUUAUUUCCCCCCCUUCCCCGUGCAAAAUUGGAGGUUUUACCCUUCUUCUGAAUUGCACAUGUUUUAUUAUUAGACCAAGAAUUGAACAGGUAUUUAUAAAACGGUGCCUUCCAUCCCAUCCAGCUAUAGUGAGGAGGAGAGUUAUAGCUUAAACCAGUGUUUCUCAAACUUGGCAGCUUUAAGAUGUGUAGGCUUUGCUGGCUGGGGAAUCCUGGAUGUUGCAGUCCACGUGUCUUAAAAGUUGCCAAGUUUUUUUUAAAAAAACAACAACACUAGCCUAAAUAAUACCUCUGCUCUCUCUUCGUUCGUUGAGUCAUGCUGGAUUCUGGAAGGAGGAGGAGACCAUUUCUAGACAGACUGGAUUUACUGAGCAUGGUUCCCAUCAUAACGGUACCUUUUCCCUACCUGGUCCUGUUAGUAAGGGGCUAUAAGUCAGCUAGCAGGAAAAGUCUAAGAGCUGCUUAUCAUCUCUUCCAGUGCCCGGUGAUUUUCAGAUACAUACAAUUCUAAGAGAACAUUAGGAUGGUAUUAAAAGAGUACCCAAACGCUGUUUUUGAAUCACAGCGGCUUCUCAGUAACCUACCUUCAUUGCUUUUAAUUUGUUACACCAAAUCUGUGGGUAGACUGAGUUGGUUUUUCCAUCCGAAGGUCCUGCACUGUUGCAUCCCAUCAAAAAUCCUGUUUUUAAUCAGGCGCUUUCAAACCCAGUAUCCAUGUUCAGUAUUCAUCUCUAUGAACAGCCGAAUCCAGUGCUAAUCAUAACUGUGGCCCUUCAGAACUGACCUGGCGGGGUUUUUCCUUAACUUGUCCAACCCAGAAAAUCUCUGGAUUGAAAAUUUAUCAGACCUUAAAGCCACCUUCUCUCUUCCUGGCACAGACCUCCAGUGGAAAUAUUUAGCCAUCCAUGGCCUUCCUAGCCUGGUCAUCUAGAAAAUGAAUGUUUCCUGCCUAAGAGCGACAUUUAUGUACAUUUAUCUUUCAUCUAGGCUAGUUUAGCAGGCCAUCUUGUUGGUACAUCUGUGUCUAGGAACUCAGGGAGACAAGCAUUCCUCACAGAAAUUGGGUUUCUUUUAAACCUCCAAUCGUCAAGUGAUGCUGGGGAGUUUUUUUUCUCCCUUAAAGAGACUCUGUAAGAGGAGAAAAAAGUUCAUAAUAAGUCAGUUCACCAAAUCAUAUUCCCUAAGUGAUGCUGAAUAAUAGCUAUUUUUCAGCCAUAUCGGCCAGCAACUUUUCUUUCUGCUGGCAUCGUGUGCCUGCUUUAUGGAGCCAUAAAAAUAUUUAUAAUAGAUAUGUAUAUAAAAAUGACUGACUUUUUUCCCCCAACCAGGGGCUAAAGCAGAGACCCACAGCUUGUAUGGACAUAAAUUUUUAAAAUCUUUUUUUUUUUUCUGUUGCAUGCAGUUUAUAGCAGCCGCCUUUGUAUGAAAUCAGAAUUUUGUUGAUUUUAGUUUGAAGGUUUUUUAACCAAAAAAAAAAACACUUUAUAGCCAACAAAAUGAUUUUUUUUGCUAAUUUACAUUUAAGCGACCACAUGGUUUCAGAAUUAAUGGCAAAGGUGUUGUACAAAAUUAUUUGUUCUAUAGUAUACACAAAGGUGCCAAAGUACACAUUAGUUAAUUUAAAGAAAAUAGACAAUUGUUAAUGUUAUUUUAGCUGUGGUUUUAUUUACCUUUAUUCAUAAUUCAGAUGCUCGUUUUAUCUGUCUAAUGCGUGCCCCAUUUCUGUGUGUUUAAACGUGUGUUCCCGUCUUGAUUUCUCCAAAACACAAAACAUUUUGUCUUUCUAAUUUUCUUCAAAAUAAAUUUUUUGUUUUGUUUUGUUUUGUGCAUUGGAAAAAUACCACUUCUACUUUUAGUGACUAUAUAAGAACAUCACCACCUCCCUAAAUGUUUAAAACUCUAAAAGAGUCCAGCAGCAUUCAAAAAUGUAAUAUACUUUUUUGUAUAGACACAUUCUUUGGAAAGAAUAUCUUUGCAAUGGGUGGAGGGAGGGGACAGACAGCAGUGGGAGGGGAAAAAAAUAAUCCUGUUUCUUUUAAGGAGCCACUUCAGUAGGCUAUUUAAGAUUGUGCUUGUUUAUUGCAUAGAAGUGUUCUAUUUACACAGGUCUGCAAAGAGGACAUGUCCGCAUUAAUUCCUUCAAUGCAAAUAAAAUACCAAACCCGAAACAAUUUUCAAACGCUUCAUAAGUCAAAGUGGAUGGGGUACAGAGAGUCUCUUUGGUAAAUAAUGUAAAUACAUGUCCUUUAAAAAGAGUGAGUCUGUUAUCUAGGUAUUUUGUGUCAUUUAAUAAAUAAUAAACAGUUUUGUGUUGCU